Messenger RNA from Dufourea novaeangliae, 1992 nucleotides. Its product is annotated as calponin homology domain-containing protein DDB_G0272472. The record is from RefSeq and is a predicted model, not a curated record. NCBI's taxonomy places the organism in Eukaryota, Metazoa, Arthropoda, Insecta, Hymenoptera, Halictidae. The transcript has 5 exons. Gene Ontology annotation, molecular function: phosphatase binding.
AUGAUACGCGUAAACGAAGUGACCGAUCUGAUGGAUCAAAUGUUGAAAGUAGAUAUUUUCCACCCUACGGAAAAACUUCGAAUGCUAAGGGACGAAGAGAAAACGUUUCUUGAUCCAAACUUAAUUAUGGAUGCAAGACAUCGAAUACAUAGGGAGAAUUUAUCCAUUUCACCCACGAAACGUUCUGUUCUGACGGAAGCCAAGAGAUUAUUUACACAGGAGGAGGAGGCGCAAUUGUAUUUGAAGAAGCAGCAACGAUAUUUGGAACGUGAAUUGAGGAGGUUUGAAACGGAACUGAAAAAAUCACGGCCUAGGUUUUAUAAACCGUACACGUGCAAAAGAAGAAGCUUUGCGCCAUCGGAUGACGAAGAUUUCUGGGGAACAUUUAGAAAAACUAAACGCAAUGUUGGUUCAAAUGUCACGUAAUUAAGGAAGAAACCCAUUACCAUAAUUUAAAAUAUACAAAAUCUUUUACAGACUACUUCUAAGGAGAACGUACCAUGCGUCGGAAGUAUCAAAGUAACGAUCAAGGACAAGUCUAAUUCUGAAACAGAGAUGCAGAGUUUGUAUAUUUUAAGGAAGUGUUUCGACGCUCUGAAAGAUAAUGCUGAGGAAGAGCAACGUCUUCGAGACAUCAAGACGAAGAUCCAACAAAAUGUGACUAUGAGGCUAACGAAGAAGUACUUUGAUAUUUGGAGAACGUGUAUAAAAAGCAAAACGGUUAAUACGCGAAAACAGGAGGAUACAGAGAUUUCUGAUGAACGGAAGAUCGAAAUGUUUAUAAGCGCGAUUACAGAUCGUCAAAAGGAAUUGAUGAAAUGUCGGAAACCAAAGGCCAGAGAUGGUAUUGUGGUCGCAAAAGAUACCAACAAAACGGAAAUGAUAAGGAAAAAUGUUUAUUCUCAAUCCGUUAUUGUCGAAUCGCCCGCGCAGAGUCGAUUAAACGCUCAAAAGCGUAUAAUAGAGGAACAGAGAGCCAAAUUGGCAGAACAGAAGAGAAUCAUCGAUGAACUGAAACUGAAAGAGGCGCAAAAGGAAAUUUACAAAGCGGGUAAAGACACGGUAGACAUAGCCAAAGAAACGCUGACCUACUGUGGGAAAAAAACGAGGAGAACUUUAGUUCAAUUAAUGCAACAAGCUGGUUACAGAGAUGAAAGUUUAACGGUACCCCACCGAGCACCGGAUCCACCAAAAUUUUUAUCAAGGAUGGAAGCUCGAGCAGAGGCCAGGCGAGAAAGGGUAAGACUAGCGGAAGAAUUGCGCAGAAAGAAAUUAGAGGAACAGAAACAGGAAGAAGAAGCUGCGAGAAUAGAGGAGGAACAGAAGAAGAGGAGAUUACAACAAGAGGCCGUAGCCGAGGCGAGAAGACUGCGCAAAGAACAGGAACAGAACCGACUUCGUGAAAUAGAAAGAUUUAAGAAACUGAACCAUAUAGCAGAUAAAUUUUAUCGGAAAUACCUGCUGCGACAUUAUUUAAUGGAGCCAUUAAUUGCUCUUAUCGAAGAAAAAAAAAGUAAUGUUAAAAAGGCAGAUAAUCAGUACAGAAAAAGCUUGACAAGAAAAAUAUUUAUAAUGUGGAAACAAGAGACUAAGACUCAAUAUGAAGUUAAGGUUGAGAUUGCCGAAUCUUUUCAUAAUAGAAAUUUAAUGGUGAGAGCUUUUAGGGAAUGGAAGCUGAUGGCUAAUGAGGUGAAUUUGAGCUAUCAAGUAGCCACUGAUUUCUCUGAUAUGAAGCUGUUAGAUAAAUACUUUAGAUUAUGGCAAACAAUAACUUUAGAACUUAAAGCUGAAUGUAAAAGAAAGGAAAAAUUAGUUACCUGUCACUAUGUAAAUAAGUUAAAGUUUAGAUACUUUUUUAUGUGGAGAAAGUAUCUCACAAUUGCAGCAGAUGUUAUAGAAAGCGAAAAACGGAAAAAUGAAUUGAGGCAAUUGGUGCAAACAGUGAUUCCUGACUUCGAUCCCAAACAGAGAGGUGUAGCAUUGGAAGAUUAA